AGUCUACCCACGGGCGCUCACAAUGUAGGAAGCGCUCGCUUGAAAACAGAUUACCACCACACACACUGCUUGCCAGUGACUGAUAUUAUUUGCUUCCAUCUUCGGAGUGUUGAUGGUAAUCUGAUUAAUUUGAGGAAUUUUGGCUCUGAGCAUGGAGGGCUGCUAUCUCCCCGAAUACGAAAGGAUGGAAGCGUGGCUUGACGACCACUUGGAGUUCGCUCACUCCUACUUUGUCAGGAAGGCUACAAGGGAGAUGGUGAAUGCCUGGUUUGCUGAGCGAGUCCACUCCAUCCAGCCCUCCUCAUCAUCCUCCUCCUCGUCAUCCUCCAAAGAAACCCUUACACCACAGAGACCCACCCAGCCCUCAGACAGUCCCUGCCUAGCCUUCUCCCUGCCCCCUUCCCUGGGCCUGAACGACAGGCGCUCUCCCUCCCCAGCCCCCAGCCCCGCUCCCAGCACCCCCACCCGCAAGAUCUCUGCAUCUGAGUUUGACAGGCCACUGAGGCCCAUCGUGGUCAAGGACGCGGAAGGCUCACUAACCUUCCUCUGCGACGCCGAACCCGACCGAGGCGACAUCCGGACGCCCAUGCCCUUCAGAACCCAGCAGGGAGGGGUCGGGUUUGGCAUCCCCACGGGGAUGAUGGACGAGGUGGGCAGUGCCCGGGGGUUGGACCGCUGUGCCAGGCUGUUGGAGUUGGUGAAGGAUGUGUCGAGUCACUUGGAUGUGACGGCUCUGUGCCACAAGAUCUUCCUGCACAUCAACGAGCUGAUCGCUGCCGACCGCUACUCCCUCUUCCUGGUGGGCGAGGACAGCUCCAACAGGAAGUUCCUGGUGAGCAGGCUGUUCGAUGUGGCCGAGGGCUCCACACUGGAGGAGGUGUCUAAUAGCUGCAUCCGCCUGGAGUGGAACAAGGGAAUUGUGGGUCACGUGGCGGCCACGGGCCAGCCCCUCAACAUCAAGAAUGCUUACGAGGACCCCAGGUUCAAUGCAGAGGUGGAUCAGAUUACAGGAUACAAGACCCAGAGCAUCCUGUGUAUGCCUAUCAAAAACCAUAGAGAAGAGGUGGUAGGAGUGGCUCAGGCCAUCAACAAGAAGUGUGGAGAGAACGGUACUUUCACUGAACAGGAUGAAAAGGACUUCUCUGCCUACCUGGCCUUCUCCGGGAUCGUCCUACACAAUGCCCAGCUCUACGAGACGUCCCAGCUGGAAAACCGACGCAAUCAGGUGCUGUUGGACRUGGCCAGUCUGAUCUUUGAGGAGCAGCAGUCUCUCGAGGUGUUACUGAGGAAGAUAGCAGGCACCAUCCUCUCCUUUAUGCAGGCCCAGGGCUGCACUGUCUUCAUAGCCGAUGGAGACUCUAUGAACUCCUUCUCCAGCGUGUUUCACAUGGAAUACGAGGAGCUGGGAGAGGCCAUAGACGUCCCCAAAAGGGACUGUGACGUGAGUCAGAUAAACUACAUGUACGCCCAGUACGUGAAGAACACCAUGGAACCUCUGAACAUCUCGGACGUCACCAAAGACCAACGCUUUCCCUGGACGAGUGAGAACCCAGAGCACCCCAGUAACCAGAUCAAGAGUUUGCUCUGUACUCCUAUCAGGAACGGGAAGAAGGAUAAAGUAAUAGGUGUGUGCCAGUUGGUGAACAAGAUGGKCGAGGCGUCGGGGAAGGUGAAGCCCUUCAACCGGAACGACGAACAGUUCCUGGAGGCCUUCGCCAUCUUCUGUGGCCUGGGUAUACAGAACACCCAGAUGUAUGAAACAGUGGAGAGAGCCAUGGCCAAACAGGAGGUCACACUGGAGGUCCUCUCGUAUCACGCCUCUGCUGCAGAGGAGGAGACACGGGCGCUGCAGGUAACCGCGGCAGCCACUGUUCCGUCAGCCCAGUCUCUGCGGCUGAUGGAGUUCAGCUUCAGUGACUUUGAGCUGUCCGACGCUGAGACCACUCAGGCCACCAUACGCAUGUUUGUAGACCUCAACCUGGUCCAGAACUUCCAGAUGAAAUACAAGAGUCUGUGCCAGUGGAUCCUGAGCGUGAAGAAGAACUAUAGGAAGAACGUGGCCUACCACAACUGGAGACACGCCUUCAACACCUCCCAGUGCAUGUUCGCCCUGUUCAAAUCUGGCCAGUUACAGAGUAAUAUGAGUGAGCUGGAGAUCCUGGCCUUUGAUGAUUCAGCCCUGGUCAUGACCUGGGACCACAGAGGAGUCAACAACUCCUACAUACAGAGGUAGGCUUGUGUGUGUGUGCUUUGUGUGUGUGUGUGUG
Molecule: messenger RNA, 2267 nt
Organism: Salvelinus sp. IW2-2015
Lineage: Eukaryota; Metazoa; Chordata; Actinopteri; Salmoniformes; Salmonidae
Source: RefSeq, a predicted model, not a curated record